Messenger RNA from Ornithorhynchus anatinus (platypus), 417 nucleotides. It is a transcript of the gene UCMA, whose product is annotated as upper zone of growth plate and cartilage matrix associated. Gene Ontology annotation, biological process: embryonic skeletal system development; regulation of osteoblast differentiation. The record is from RefSeq and is marked inferred. NCBI's taxonomy places the organism in Eukaryota, Metazoa, Chordata, Mammalia, Monotremata, Ornithorhynchidae. Bases 1 to 417 code for a protein of 138 amino acids. Gene Ontology annotation, cellular component: extracellular matrix. The transcript has 5 exons.
AUGAUCUGGAAACAAAUCGUCUUCUUUUCCUGCCUCUCAGCUUUAGUGAUCUUGGCCGUUCUCCAGGACGUGGAAAGUGCUACUGUGGGCUCCAGGCAAGUGGCUGGGGACGAGAACAAGGAAAGUCUGAAAAGGAAGAUUUUCAUGCAGGAAUCUGAUGCCUCCAACUUCUUCAAGAAGCGAGGCAAACGGUCCCCUAAGUCCCGAGAUGAGAUCAAUGUGGAGACACGGCAGCAGCUGAAAGCUGAUGAGCACCGGAGAGAGUAUUUUGAAGAACAGAGGAAUGAAUUUGAGAACUUUGUGGAGGAGCAACAAGAUGAACAAGAUGAAAGGAACCGGGAACAGAUUGAACAGUGGCGCCAGUGGCACUAUGAUGGUCUCAACCCGCCGUACCAAUACAACCGCCAUCAUGUCUAA